This is a messenger RNA of Nilaparvata lugens (brown planthopper), 2236 nucleotides long. Its product is annotated as N(4)-(Beta-N-acetylglucosaminyl)-L-asparaginase. Lineage: Eukaryota; Metazoa; Arthropoda; Insecta; Hemiptera; Delphacidae. Gene Ontology annotation, biological process: protein deglycosylation. Gene Ontology annotation, molecular function: N4-(beta-N-acetylglucosaminyl)-L-asparaginase activity. The coding region runs from base 146 to 1219 and encodes 357 amino acids. The record is from RefSeq and is a predicted model, not a curated record. The transcript has 6 exons. Gene Ontology annotation, cellular component: lysosome.
GAGUAUGGUAGUCUACUGUUAUCAUUAGUUUAUUCAUGACAGACAUUGUUUGAUUACGGAUUAGUAGUGUUACAGCAUGUAUAUAAAGUGUCGGCAAUUUUAGUAGUCUGUUAUUGUUAGCCUGGCACUCCCUCACUAACUGAAAAUGUUUCUCUUCAAGAAUAAAUGUGCAGUGAUUUCAGUAUUUUCAAUUCUAAUAAUCAUAGCCACAGUUUCUUUGGUGACUGUUUACCAAAUUUCUCAUCAUAAGGUUCAUGCUAGGAAACGUGUGAUUCCAAUGGUCAUGAACACAUGGGAUUUCAAACGCGCAACAGCUAGUGCAUGGGAGAUAAUAAAGAGUACCAAGUCUGCAGUUAAUGCGGUGCACGAAGGAUGUUUAAUAUGUGAAAUAGAUCAAUGUAAGCAUACUGUUGGUAUGGGAGGAAGCCCGGAUGAAAAUGGAGAAACAACACUGGAUGCCUUGAUCAUUGAUGGAGCUACAAUGAAUGUUGGAGCCGUUGGUGGACUGAGAUCGAUCAAAAGUGCCAUUUCAGUGGCAAGGAAAGUUAUGGAUCAAACAAAGCACACCUUGCUAGCUGGUGACCUAGCUACCCAAUUCGCUCUAAAUUUGGGCUUUGUGCCUGAGUCAUUGCUAACGGACUAUUCUUACGGCUUAUGGAAGAGCUGGAGAGACAAUAAAUGUCAACCGAAUUUUUGGAAUAAUGUUUCUCCAAACCACACGCAAACGUGUGGUCCAUAUUAUAUAUCAGAAGGACUUGAAGAUGCGACAGAGGAUGAAUAUGGCAGCUCCACAAACCAUGAUACAAUUACUGUUCUGGCAAUAGACGAGGCAGGAAAUAUCGCUGCUGGUGGAUCCACCAAUGGACUCAUUCACAAAAUCCCUGGGAGAGUAGGCGACACCCCGAUUCCAGGGGCUGGAGCCUAUGCUGAUAAUGAAGUCGGUGCAGCCUCUGCCACAGGAAAUGGUGAUAUUAUGAUGCGCUAUCUACCCAGCUUUUUGGCCGUAGAAAUGAUGAGGAUGGGAAUGUCUCCGAAGCAAGCAGCUGAGACGGCGAUAAAGAGAAUUUCGUCACGACACCCGAGAUUCUUUGGAGCCGUGAUUGCCGUCAAUAUUUAUGGAGAUUUUGGAGCAGCUUGCAAUGGGAUGGAAACAUUUCCAUUCUGUGUAGCUAAUGAGGAGUUGGGGGUUAAAAACUUUUCAAUUCCCUGCAACAUUUAAGAAACAUUGAAAUCAAGUAAACUUAUAUAAAAUAUAUACUAUGUGGAAAGAAAUGUCUCCGAAGCAAGUAGUGGAUAUUUAUUGCUGCAACAUUAUGGUUUCAGCUUUUUGGCUGUAGAAAUGAUGAGAAAUGGAAUGUCUCCGAAGCAAGCAGCUGAGACAGCAAUAAAGAGAAUUUCGUCACGACCCCUAAAAUUCUUUGGAGCGGUGAUUGCAGUAAAUAUUUAUGGAGAGUUUGGUGCAGCUUGCAAUGGAAUGAAUCGUUUCCAUUUUGUGUAGCUAAUGAGGAGUUGGGGGUUAAAAACUUUUCAAUUGCCUGCAGCAUUUAAGAAAAAGUAAAAUCUGGGAUACCUUUCAGUUGGGAGCUGUAGGCAUCUUCUAAUGUUUUAGGCAUGCAGUUUCACUGUAUAGACAAGCAGCGGCAAACAUCGAGUUUCCAGAAACAUAUUUAUCGCUGUAACAUUAAUGUAUCAGCUUUUUGCCCGUGGAAAUAAUGUGGAAUGGAAUGUCUCCGAAGCAACCAGCUGAGACAGCAAUAAAGAGAAUUUCGUUACGACACCCAAAAUUCUUUGGAGCGGUGAUUGCAUUCAAUAUUCAUGGAGAGUUCGAUGCAGCUUGCAAUGGAAUGGAAACGUUCCCAUUUUGUGUAGCUAAUGAGGAGUUGGGGGUUAAAAGCUUUUCAAUUCCUUGCAACAUUUGAGAAAAACGUGAAAUCAAGUGAACUUAUAUAAAAAUUAUAUUUCAUAGAAGCCAAUAAUGGCACCAUAUCCACUCCUUUACUAAGUCAACUUUGUAAUAAUAUUGUUACACAAAUUAAUUCAUGUAUUCUUGACUAAGUACAUUCUGCAGUAGCCCACUGAUAACAUUCUGGAAAUGCUCGAAAAUAAAUGUAACCCUUCCAGUUCAUAAAUUUGAUUUACAUAGAUAAUUUGUUAUCAGAAUAAUUUUAAAAUAUUGUUUCAUUUCUAUACAAACAAUACCAUCAUUGUAUAUAAUAAAAAUGAAUAUUUACUGUGA